Molecule: messenger RNA, 4011 nt
Organism: Fusarium tjaetaba
Lineage: Eukaryota; Fungi; Ascomycota; Sordariomycetes; Hypocreales; Nectriaceae
Product: acetylxylan esterase
Exons: 20
Coding region: 1-4011 (1336 amino acids)
Molecular function (GO): phosphatidylcholine lysophospholipase A1 activity
Source: RefSeq, a predicted model, not a curated record
AUGCUGCUAUUUCGCAGCGGCCAAGCCGCCAUUUCAAUCUUAACUGUCGUUCUUCUUUACCCAUAUACACUCCUUGCAAGUCACUCAGAUGGCCUUUCGCCGUACGGUAAUGGCUAUGCGCCAGACGUUGUUCAUCCACCUAACCAAGGCCGUGGACUGCACGAGUCUCGCGGCACUGACUUAGACCCCAAUGAUUUCGACAACUCGACAGUCACAGUCUAUGAGAGUUCUGGACUUGACCGUAGAGCUGCUAAAGACUUUUAUCUGAGAGUAAUGCCACUUGGUGCUUCCAUCACUCAGGGCUACAAGUCUAGCGAUGGUAAUGGCUACCGCAAGUGGCUCCGAGCUCAGCUCCGAUUCCGCGGAUGGAAGGUCAACAUGGUUGGAUCAGAGAGAGAUGGUACCAUGGCAGACUCAGACAAUGAAGGCCAUCCUGGCUGGACGAUUGAGUCCGUUCACGGCGCUUGGACCAAAAGCAAGUGGAUGAAGCCAAACCUGGUUCUCAUCAACGCUGGAUUAAAUGACUGCAACUCGGGAGGCGACCCUAGCAAAGCCGGCGAACGAACAAAAAGCCUCGUUGAUGAUAUCUUCGACAGUGUCCCUGGCGUGACAGUCAUUCUAUCAACCCUCCUCCUAAACAAAGACUCGUCGAGAAACUCCUGCUCCGACGACAUCAGUAAGCAAAUCCGAAAAGUCGCAGCAGGAUACAAAGGAGCACGCAUCGCCCUCGCAGACGUACGAAGCGUCAUGUCCAUGGACGACAUCGGCCCUGACAAAGACCACCCUACCGACGAUGGGUACAAGAUGUUUGCGGGUGUUGAUAAUAUCGAUGAUGCAGCUGGUGGUUCGAGUAACCAGUGUAAAAAGGUUGCUGGUAAUGCUGGUUUGCCUGGUCAGUCUCAGAUGGGCAGUGGUCAUGAUGAUGGGAAUUAUGUUCACAAAAGCACUUCGAAGGGAGUUAUUGAGAGUGCCGAGAUUGACAAGGGGAGCGAUCCGAAGGCUAUUACUGAUGCGAUUCCUUGGCAUAUUUUCUUUGCGAAUAUUGUCAAGGGUGACCCGAAUGCGGAACGGACGGCUUCUCUUGAUGAUUGGAUACGUGUGUAUCAUAACACCAAGGACAAAAACGCGUAUUGGUUCCGCCAGAACUUGGGAGGAGGCAAAUUUGACAAAUCGGUUCAGUUCGAUGUUGACAUGAACUGUGAUUUGGGCCCUUGGUACGCUUUCGCCGACUUUAACAAUGACGGCCUCGACGACUUCUUUUGUAUCAAGGAGAACGCUGUAUGGGUCUCGCUCAACCGAGGCGGAAAUCCCCCCAAGUUUGAGAGCAUCGGCCAAGUCAUCGGUGGUUUUGACGGCCUGAAAGUCACUGAUGUACGCAUCGCAGAUAUCGAUGGUGACGGAAGAGCAAACUUUUGUCUAGUCAAGUCUGCUGGCGAGAUAGCGUGCUCCCGGAACGGUGGCUGGGGCGACAAGCCUCAGUGGCAAGGGUUCAGCACAGCCAAGGGCAUUCGUGGAACUGUCUUCAACAAUGCCCAACCAGACAAGGCCGGUAUAAUCCUUGCCGACCUCAACGGAGAUUUCCGGAGUGAUGUUAUGUACAUCGGCGAUCACGGUCAAGUCAGCACAUGGAUCAACAACAGAGGCAGCGGUAGCGGAAUAGUACCGAAAUGGAGAUCCGCGGGUCAAACCCAUGCUGGCCAAGCCGUGACGGGUAUCCAAGACAGCAUCAAGUUCGGACGCAUCUACGGCUCCAACCGUCUUGACUACAUCUUCCUCAAAGAAGAAAAAGACCACUUUGACGUAGUAGUCUGGCAGAACCAGGGCGCUGGAGGAACAAAGCUUAAGGCAGACGGCAACUACUACUGCGAUAUGCGAGGUACUGGCAGCGAUGACUAUGUCUGGAUAUACCAGGACGGCCAUGCUGCUGAGAUCAAUGUCAACAUCCACUCCCCGCCUGCGUGGGGACACAACACCAAGAUCGAGCUUAAGGUCCCUAGGCCGCGAAACGGUAUACAUCUCGCUGAUUGGACUGGCGAUGGGAGGUGCGAUGUUAUCGUGCAGAACAAGGCAACCGGACAUUUGACGGUGUACAAGAACCAAUACGACAAGGGAGCUGAUCGCAUUUCUUUUAAUAGCGUAACCGCUGUUUCGACAGACUGCAACCAAGGCUGGGGUGUUGGUAUCUUUGAUCUGGGAAUGAGAUUCCAUGACAUCGACGGCGAUGGACGAGCUGAUGCUUUGUGCAUUGAGAAGAACGGCCGUAUCACUGGCUGGCUCAACAAAGCCAAUGGCCUGGAGAACGUUGGCCAGAUCAAGUUCUCAGAAGGCUGGGAUCGAGCCAACAUCCGUUUUGCAGAUGUCGAGGCGUCUGGACGAGCCGACCUUCUUCAUGUUGACAAGUACACUGGUGCUGUUGAUGUCUUCACCAACAAAGGUCAUAAAGCUCAAGGAGGUAGCUCGUUUUCUUGGACUAACCGCGGUAUGCUUUAUAAUCCUAUUGAUCGAGGCGAGAACAUGGGCGGCAAAGGUCGAGCGGAUCUAGUCAAAGUUGAUCCUCAAACAAACAAAGCAUGGACAUACUGGAACCGGUGUAGCUCGACUGGUGGAGACGACAGUUCCCCAACAACGGACCCUGGUUUGCCCAAGACUGGCGGUGGCUCUGUAGGAGACGACAUUCCUAUUAUUGACCUACCCGGUAAAGGCGAAGACCAUGGCCAGGGCGUGUGCAAUCACACGAUUCAGACCCCGGAUAUCAACGUCGCACACAAAAGCUGGAAAGACAGUGGCUCGGCUGAGUGGUGGAAGAAGUGGAUUCACGACCACGGAGCAAAGAACUGGUCCGAUCGCUUUUUCAUGCAAGUCAUGGACACGCCAUCAGGUUCGACUUAUGAUUGCACUAUCUUGACUUCCUCGAGCUGCGCCUUGCCCGAGGACAAACGCUGCUCCACUUACAUUCCACCACAAGGCUACUACAUGCACUUCCAGAUAUCCAACACCUUUGAUGGUUUCAAAACGCUUUGGUGGCAGACUAUCAAGGAAUCUGUAAUACAGCUCUCCUCGGGGAUCAAGAAGAUUGUUCGAGAAUACGGCACACCUCCCCAGGAACAAAACGGAGACUUCGUGAAUAUGCUCGUUGGCAUCCUGACUUCGCUGGCAGGCUUUGGUGCUGCUAAGCCUCUGUUCACAGGCACAAUGACUUCCUUUGCCGGUAUGUUUGCUGCGAUGUCGGCUGGCACGAGCUGGGAGGAGAAAGUCUCACCAGAAACCUUGGAAAAGAAGCUUGAGGAAGCAUAUGGUGAUAUGUUUAGUCAGAUCCUCAACUCGACUGAGAACUUUGUUGGCAACAUGUUUGGUGGUGUAAACCCAUCCGGCUGGAGCGACGACAAGAUGACGGAAUUUGUGUAUGAGUUCUUCCGUGAUGGUGACUGGCUCAGUAGGGACAUUACGAAGCCUUUUAUGAACCAUUAUAUCACGCAGGUGCAGAGCAAAUGGGAUGAGUUCGCUAAUGUCAAGGCCAUGAAGUCAAGGAACAAAGCCGAUUACUUCCUCAUGGUCAGUGAUGAGGACACUGAGUGCUCAAAGCACCACAACGGUGUUGGUUCGAUUCCAAGUUACCAGGACAUGUCUGAACAGGUCUGCAAAGAUCACAUGGAAGGCUGCCUCUGGCACGAGAAGCGCUGCAUCUGCUUUGGCUCCAAAGGCAACGGUCCCGGAAGUAUCGGUGGAGUACGAAACCUCCAAGGCGAUGACCUCAAGACGCUGAAGGACUAUGUUUUUGACUAUAAAGCGGCUCUCAAGAACAACUAUGAUUGCGUAAAGUAUCGGAUCGACAACCCCAAGCGCUGCGUUUCCGUCAAUGGCAACGUUCCCGAGGAAUGUAACAUCAAAGACGCCACUGUUCCGGAUUACAACGACAUGGAUAUUGAGAACCCGAUUCAGUACACUAAGUGUUGGUUCAACUUGCCGCCGGCGAUGGGUUAUGAUUAUCUCUGUGGUUGGACUGAGGAUUGA